Molecule: messenger RNA, 1104 nt
Organism: Gloeophyllum trabeum ATCC 11539
Lineage: Eukaryota; Fungi; Basidiomycota; Agaricomycetes; Gloeophyllales; Gloeophyllaceae
Exons: 17
Coding region: 1-1104 (367 amino acids)
Biological process (GO): pectin catabolic process
Cellular component (GO): extracellular region
Molecular function (GO): polygalacturonase activity
Source: RefSeq, a predicted model, not a curated record
AUGUUGUCCUUCACCGUGCUGUCUUCGAUUUUCUUAGCGGGGGCUGCUGCAGCUGCGAGGGUCCCGCGCAGCGCUGACUGCACCGGCACGAUAUCCUCCUUGGAUGAUGUCUCCAGCGCGCAAAAGUGCUCCACGGUCAAUAUCAAUGGCUUCACCGUGCCCGGUGGGCAAGGGUUCACCCUGUCCUUGGUUGACGGCGCUACCGUCAACCUUAAAGGAGACGUGCUCUUUGGUAACAAGAGCUGGGCAGGACCCCUGUUCACCAUCAGUGGUAAAGGUGUAACGUUCAAUGGCAAUGGCCACAAGUUCGAUGGUGGAGGACCAUUCUACUGGGACGGUCAAGGUGGCAAUGGCGGUGUGACAAAACCGCGCCCGAUGCUCAAGAUCAAAAUGUCGGGUACCUUCACCAACCUGAACGUCGUCAACUCUCCCGCGCAUGUGUUCUCUGUAUCUAACCCCGCCCCGUUGACCAUAUCCAAGGUCAACAUCGACGACUCCCAGGGAGAUAAGCCCAAUUCCCAGAGCGGUAGCAAAGCAGCUGGUCACAAUACUGACGGCUUCGACGUGAGCACCAACGACCUCACCAUCGAGAAUUGCACCGUCAAGAACCAGGACGACUGCAUUGCGAUCAACAAAGGGACCAACAUUGUCUUCAAAGACAACACCUGCUCUGGCGGACAUGGGAUCUCCAUCGGUUCUGUCAAGUCUGACGCGACAGUGUCCGGCAUAACAGUCACCGGCAAUACCAUCAUUAACAACGACCAGGCAUUACGCAUUAAGACGGUCAACGAUGCUACCAACAGCAAGGUGACCAAUGUUACCUACUCAGGCAACACCGGAACCGGGUGCAGGAGGUUCGGUGUCAUAAUUGAUCAGAGCUACCCAGACACCUUGGGAACUCCUGGAGGUGGUGUCGAAAUUUCGGACAUCAAUUUUGUAGGGGCUACCAACUCCAUCAGCGUUGCCAGCGACGCAGAUCGGGUGGCGGUCAACUGUGCUUCAGGAGGCUGCACAGGCACCUGGGAUUGGUCCGCCUUGAAAGUGUCUGGUGGAAAAGCCGGUCCCAUAAAUGGGUUUAGCGGUAUCAAGAACUUUAGCCAGUGA